CAUUGUCAAAUGUCAAUAUUGUCAUUCAAAAAUUCAAAAUGUCAAAAUUAUAACCUAAAUUAAAAAGAAAAUUAAAUUCAAAAUAUGUUAUUCAAAAAGCUCUACACAAAAAGUCUCUUCCGAAUAUGUCCAAAAAUAUUAUCAAUUUCGUCCCUACGGUAUGCGACUGCACCUUCCAGCUAUGCCGAAACCGUUGACUUAGCAUAUUCUUCAUACGAGAGUACUGAAGACGAGACCUCUGUACGACCUCCCGUAGUUAUUUUACACGGGCUUUUAGGUUCCAAGAAUAACUGGAACAGUAUGAGCAAAGCAAUACAUAAAUCGACUGGGCGGAAAGUGAUAAGCAUAGACGCUCGUAACCAUGGCGACAGCAAACAUUCGUCUCAGCAUACCUAUCUGCAUAUGGCCCAGGAUGUGAUAAAGCUCCUGAAGAAACUUGAGAUAUCUAAAGUGUCCCUUUUGGGACACAGUAUGGGUGGCCGCACUGCCAUGGUGCUGUCACUGCUCUCUUCCGAUUUAGUCUCAAGCCUGAUUGUGGUUGAUAUAUCGCCAGCUAAAACAAGCCCACAAAUAUUUUCAAUGGUGAAUCUCUUUGACGCCAUGGCUGCUGUGUCUUUAAGGUCAGGCAUAGCAAUGUCCAAAGCAAGAAAGCUUGCUGACGAACAGUUAAAAGCUGUUAUACCUGAUAUCAAUCUGAGAAACUUCCUAAUUACAAAUUUGAUUCAAACAAACACUGGGUCUUAUUCGUGGAGAGUAAACAUACCAGCGUUGAAAGAGAAUUUCCAGCAGAAUAUUGCAAGCUUUCCGUCAUCUUUGAAAGGGCUUCAGUACUGUGGACCAACACUCUUCAUAGGAGGCUCAUUGUCAGAUUACAUAGGAAAAAAUGAUCUGCCAGAAAUCCAAGAAUAUUUUCCACUGGCCCAGCUGCAAUUUGUUGAUGGAGCAGGCCAUUGGGUUCACAGUCAAAAGCCUGAGAAGUUCCUCGAAAUUGCCUGCAGUUUCCUCAAAGAUAAAUGAUGUAGAGACAAUCUGUUACCUAGCUCAAAUUUAUUAGUUCUGAUUAGGUUAUAUAAAUUAUUAAUAGUUAUUAGUAAAAUUUAUUAUGUACAUUACAAUUUCAUGUUAAAUAUAAAUAACUAAUAUAACGUU
Messenger RNA from Bicyclus anynana (squinting bush brown), 1149 nucleotides. Its product is annotated as protein ABHD11. The record is from RefSeq and is a predicted model, not a curated record. Gene Ontology annotation, cellular component: mitochondrion. Lineage: Eukaryota; Metazoa; Arthropoda; Insecta; Lepidoptera; Nymphalidae. The transcript has 3 exons. Bases 85 to 1017 code for a protein of 310 amino acids.